Messenger RNA from Mugil cephalus (flathead mullet), 4018 nucleotides. Its product is annotated as pentatricopeptide repeat-containing protein 1, mitochondrial-like. Gene Ontology annotation, molecular function: tRNA binding; protein binding. Bases 186 to 2201 code for a protein of 671 amino acids. The transcript is spliced from 9 exons. Gene Ontology annotation, cellular component: mitochondrial matrix. The record is from RefSeq and is a predicted model, not a curated record. NCBI's taxonomy places the organism in Eukaryota, Metazoa, Chordata, Actinopteri, Mugiliformes, Mugilidae. Gene Ontology annotation, biological process: tRNA 3'-end processing.
AGUAAUAAACACAAUGGUUUAAAUUUAGAUAAUUUACCCGGCUACAUUUCUUAUAUAAUCGAAAAAGCUCCGAAAAGGGCGCUUGAUGAUUAUUGUCUGAUAUCUAUUAUUCAGGUCUAGGCCAGUAGCAUCGUGGUGGUGAUACAGUCAAUGGGUAGUCCACAUGCUAGGUUAAAUUGCUGAAUAUGUUGACGUCCGUCGCCUGUUCGUGUGCGCGAAGCGGUAGAAAAAUAUCGGCCCCUGUUGCCAAGUAUUACACCUUGGCAACGGUUAAAGCGUCACCGAAAACACUGACUCUGACACGGGGACAGGAUUUGUCUGAACACCGGUCAUGCAGACUCUUCACACCGACUCCUCGGCGGCUGUCUACGGGACUUACCUCCAGGUCCGUGUCCCUGUCGGCCUGUUCCCGAGGGGACGCGGACCUUCUGGACACCCCCUCAGUCGCAGCUAACCCGAAGGACUUCGGCUCGCUGUCCACCGACAUGUCCUCCAGGAGGUCGUUCAGGAAAAGCAGCCCUGGCAUCCGGGACCUGAGACACCCAGAAGACGACCCCGGGGAGGAACACUUAGAUGAACCUCGCAGGAGGCCUGGAAGGAGGAAUACACCGUACUGGUACUUCUUACAAUGCAAGAGGCUGAUUAAAGAGAAGAAGCUGCAGGAGGCUUUGGACGUGUUCUCCAGAGACAUGCUGCAGGGAGAGAGGCUGCAGCCAGAGGAGUUCAACUACUCUGUCCUGAUAGGAGGCUGUGGUCGAGCUGGACAACUCAAAAUGGCCUUCAAACUCUACAAUGAUAUGAAGAAGCGAGGUCUGGAGCCCACCGAUGCGACCUACACUGCUCUAUUCAACGCCUGUGCAGAGUCACCUUUCAGACAAGGCGGCCUUCAGUAUGCUCUGAAGUUGGAGCAAGAGCUCCGUCGCAAAAACUACCCGCUCAGCACCAUCACGUACCACGCCCUCCUCAAGACCCACGCCUUCACCAACCACCUUCAAGCUUGUAUUCACACGCUCAGGGAGAUGCUGCAGAAAGGACACCCUGUAACUCAGGAGACGUUUCACUACCUGCUGAUGGGCUGCCUGAAGGACAAAGAAACAGGAUUCAGAAUGGCUUUACAGGUGUGGCGUCAGAUGCUGCGGUCAGGCAUUCUUCCAGACUCAAAGAACUAUAACUUGCUCCUGAGGACCGCCAGGGACUGUGAGAUUGGGGAUUUGGCCUUGGCUGCUGGCGUUCUGCUGGGGAAUGACUGUGAGCGUCAGAAAGGGAGCCAAGACGCAUCAGAGUCCAGGAGCAAGGGUGUGAUAGACAUUGAUGUCCUGGAGAGGCAGCUGUUUCUCCAGCCUGAUCCACACAGUGACGGAAGACGUAGUGAGGUAGAGUCCAACAGCAGAGGACAACACUCGACCGAUUUGAUACCAGUCAGACAAAAUGGAGACAUCCCACCGCCUGUCGACUUAGUAGCUGUUUCCACAGCUCCUAACUUACUGGACGUUUUUGAGGGGAAAAGAAGUGCUGUGAUCUCCCUCUGUGCUGUAGAUGGACCAUCUGAUCGCCUCGCCCUCAUCGGUGGAGCUAAAGGUUUCUUGGAGAAGAUGGCCGCCAACGGACUCAGUCCAGACCUCAGAACUCUGACCCUGCUGGCUGACACGAUGGAACCGGGCUACGAGUCCCUGCAGCUGCUGUUGAAAGUCGCCAAGGAGCAUCGGGUGAAGCUUGAUGUGCCGUUCUUCAACUCUGUGAUUCGCAGAGCAGCAAGAGCUAGUGACCUGGAGGGGGCGAAGGCUGUGUUGAGUGUGAUGCGACAGCGAAACCUAAAUGUUGACAUACAGACGUUUGGGUGCCUUGCAUUAGCCUGUGAGAGACAGAAAGAUGGUCUGCAGCUGCUGAAAGACAUUGAGGAAGCAGGACUGAGGCCCAACGUUCACAUUUUCUCUGCCCUAAUUGGCCGAGCUACUCGUAGACUGGAUUACGUCUACUUGAAAACGAUACUGAAAAGCAUGAAGGACAAAGGAGUGGCGCCUAAUGAGGUCAUCAUCACACAGCUGGAGUUUGCUGCACAGUAUCCUCCCAACUAUAACCAGUACAAGUCCCGAAGCAACUACCUCGUCCACAUAGAUGGUUUCCGUGGUUACUACCAGCAAUGGCUGAGAGACAUGCCUGCUCAGAGCGCCGAGGAAGAGCGGGUGGAGCUGAAGGCCUGAAAACUGAAGCUGACAUACAACCGAGGAACCAGAGAGCAGCAGCGAGGACAUGUUACAGGGACAAGACGAGCAGCAUUUCAUCAGCGUCAUUCUGCAUUUAGUGCUGUAGCUCUGGAUGCACUUUGAACAUAUUUACUUACUCAUUUGUUUAUUAUUAAAAAUGGGACAAAACAUAUUAAUGAAUAUUUCCAAUGUAAACAUGUAUGGCAUUGUAGCCAGGUGGCUAAUUUGCAUCCCUUAUAACAUUGGCAUUGAUGGUAUUCUUCGUCGUGUAACAAAUAAACUCAGUGGCAGAGAGAUAAUCUUUUUUUUUGUCUUUCUGAUUAUAUUUUAUUAUUAUUAUUUUAUUGAAUUGGGACCGUGCAUAUUAAUGAACACUGAUACGUUAGAGUUUUCAUUCUUCAUCCUUCAAUGUUUUUUUUCUCUGGAUGAAUUCAUUCAGUAGUGGGGAGGCAAGAGCAUUCAAAACUUUGAAGAUGAGACAGGCAUCCAUAAAGAUAUAUUAGCUAACUAGAUCAAGAAUAUUGUACAUUACAAUAAUAAAUGUGGAGUGGUUUCCUGUAUAAGAUUUUAACUGCCUUCCUGAAGAGAGACUUGAUAGGUUUUACUGUACUUUCAUUUGCGUGUGUCCAGGUUGGUCGUAUAUGGUAGAAGUUUGACAGAUUGAAUUUCAUGGUGUUUGUGAUUGUUUAACCUGUGCUUUAAAUGAUAGGUUUGUGUCAAGGACCACUCUGAGAGAUUUCUACUACAUGAAAUCUCACUCCGCCCUGCGAUUGACUGGCGACUUGUCCACGGUGUACCCCGCCUCUCGCCUGAUGACAGCUGGGAUAGGCUGCAGAAACCCCCGCGACCCCAGUGAGGAUUAGGCGGCAGUAGAAGAUGAGAAGUCUCACUCCAGAUGGUUGAUCGCCCUCUGCUGACUGGCGAGAAAAGAACAUGCAAACAGUAUUUUCAGUGUAAACAAGAAGAUUGAUUAAACCAAUGAGAUACAGGUGCUGAUAAUUUUGCAGCAGCUAAAAUUUUUUUCUUUUUCUUUUUUUUUUUGCAUGGAAAUAUAGCACUGUAUCUUCAGCAUAAAGUUGUAGAUUAACAUUUGGGCAAACUUUAUGUAGGUCAUUUACAUGUCGUGACCAUUUCCGUUUUAAUCCUGCUGAGGAGUGGGGAUAGCUGCUAGGAGAGUGACUGCUAAGCGGUGGGGGUGCCUGGUCUGGUCUCCAGUGCUGUCUCUGCCCUACUCCACAGACAGGUUGAGGAGGUCGUUUGUCCCUCAGGCCCAGGCCAUUGUUGAUACAUCUACAGAUACAUAUAUAGACAUCUAUCUAUCUAUCUAUCUAUCUAUCUAUCUAUCUAUCUAUCUAUCUAUCUAUCUAUCUAUCUAUCUGUCUGUCUGUCUGUCUCUGUCUGCGUCUCCACCUGUGGGGUCUGCCGGCGCAAGAUGUGAACAUAGAUCAGCUGUCCACCAGCAAAGAGACCAGGUGAGUGCAGGCAGAGACUCUGUAGACUAUUUACAUCCAUCAGGUCUCUUUGCUAGUGGACAGCUGAUCUGUUGUCUCUGUGGCCAGUGGCACAGAGUCGUACCCCCCUCCAUACAGUGAUGGUGAGGGGUCCUAAAAUGUCCAUCGAAAGAUGGACUCUGACAGACUACUGUCGAGGGCUUCUAUUUAAAACCUCGGUUCCUCUGUGGCCGUACGACAUGAUGACCUCACGAUGACGUCAUCAAAGAGCAAGCCCUGUUCGUCUCCAUAGCAACUGUCAACUAAGUAUUUUCGAAAUGUGUACACAGACUGGUCCAUGUCCUCCACUGGUCCAUGUCAACU